ACGUGUACUUCCCCACUUUUGUCAAUUGGAUCCGCAUACACAUCGCCGCCUUCAGUCUCGGCUGUAUUGAAUCAAAGGACUUUUAAUAAUAUUGUCAUUCCCUUUCGAAUUCACCCGUUGGUCGGGAAGCGUGGAGCUGCGGCUGGUCUUAUACACCCCACUAUAUGUCCCAAAGAGCAACAAAUACAGCGCUACGAGAUCGUUCAGCUCUCCUGGGUGUGACACCUCCAGAUUCAGGACGCUCGUCACCGUAUAACAGCCCGAACCUAGAACCCUCUGGCCACCGCUACGUGGAUGACUUGGAAGGUCAGAAUGACGAGGCGUUGGAAGGCCUGGCAGCCAAGGUGAAGCUGCUCAAGGAUAUCACAGUUGGGAUUGGAAACGAGGUCCGAGAAUCGACUGUGCAACUUAGUCAGAUGAAUGAUGCAUUCGCGGAAACCUCGGGCAUCCUAGCUGGCACGUUCCGUCGGAUGAACAACAUGGCACAGCGGCAGGGUUGUCGAUGGCUAUGGUACAUCCUAUUUCUCGUACUUUGUGUUCUGGUUCUUCAUCAUUGUAUGGUGGUUUCGGCGAUGACAAGAACCCACUACGGAUAUUUAUCGAUAUCUUUGGAUCAAUUGCUUCCUCAGUGCACCUCUCUCGUCAUUCAAGUCACACCAUUUCCGUAUCCACAGUAAAUGCUAAUACAGAGUAUCAUAAAACCAUGUAAAAAGAGCAAUGCGUGGAGACCCAUUGUCAUGGGCCAUCCAGGAACUUGGCAUGGCCAAUUUCCCAAAUCAUCCGCCGUCGCAAGUACGCCAUGUCCCGCUGCGAGAAAUGGAAUUCUUCCUCCCCUCUAGACAAGGAUUCCAAGAAC
Suillus subalutaceus is the source of this 856-nucleotide messenger RNA. RefSeq lists its product as uncharacterized. The record is from RefSeq and is a predicted model, not a curated record. Gene Ontology annotation, biological process: endoplasmic reticulum to Golgi vesicle-mediated transport. Lineage: Eukaryota; Fungi; Basidiomycota; Agaricomycetes; Boletales; Suillaceae. Bases 165 to 677 code for a protein of 170 amino acids. The transcript is spliced from 4 exons.